CGAGCGCCCUGCAUUUUCUAGCCAGCCACUCACAUCCUGAGAAGGAAAGGGAAAAAUAAGGGCUGAAAAGCCAAGAUUGAAAACAGAUAUAGAGCUUGGACCCUCAAAGAAAGGCAGCAGCCAUUAUUUUUUCUCGCUCUUUAUCGGAAUGGAAUGAUAUUGACUUUCAAGGCAAUAAUAGACUUCCGCCAGUGGAUAAGAUAUUUAUUUUGUAUUGAUUUGUUUGUCCUUUUGUAGUAAGAACGGACAUAGCAAUUCUAGCCAGAAUGCUGUCCUGUUCAAGGAGGAGGAACUGUUUACCCUAAUGGCUUCAAGAGAAUUGUUGUGUAUUGUUUACUUCCCAUACACCCACUCUCCUAAAGCAUGCGCCAGACGGAAGGUUUCCACCCAUAUAUCCCUGCAAAUUGAAGGAGCUCACUCAACAUCAAAAUCAAGGACUUCUCUCCAACUCAGAAAGGAUACGAGAAAUCGUACUAGUCAACAGACACGACAGGGUGGUGGAAAAUGUGGAGAGGAACUCUCCCAAGACAUACUGUAGCUGGGAAGGACAUUAACUUCACUUGCUGAGGAUCACGAUAGCUGCCUGAAGGGUCUUGUAGCAGAGAGAGUGUUAUCAAUUCACACUGGCACUAUGGAGUUGGGCUUGGCAAAGUCUCUGCCUUUGGUGGCCAUCUUUACAGUGCUGCUGCAGUUUUGUCCAGAGGGCUUCAGUCUGGAGCUCAGCCCCAGUGAGAAGGAGGUCAUACUGAGCACCAACUCCUCCUUCACGGUGGUCUGUUCUGGUUGGAGCAAGGUGACCUGGAAGUCUCCGCACGACCCCAGCCUGGAGGGAGUGGCUGUGGAGGACAGGGGAACCACCAGUGUGCUGGUCCUCCACAACGUCACCUGGAGGCACUCUGGGAACUAUAUCUGUGAAGAGCCCUCUACAGAGGAGGCCAAGGACAUAUCGGUGUUUGUACCAGACCCUGAGGAAUGGUUUCUUCCCCUGCAGCAAGCAGUGGUGAUGAAGGAGGGAGAGGAAGGUACCAUUCCCUGCGUGGUGACUGACCCUGGCAUUAACGUGACCCUGUACGAGAGGGCCAGCAAGGCCCGUGUGGAGGGAACAUACCACCCCAGUAAAGGGUUCACCGCCAUUCUGAAAGACAGCUCCUACAUCUGCCGAGGUGCCAUGAACGGAGAGGAGAAGGCGUCCCAGGUGUAUUAUGUCUACAGUAUUGUGGUCCCCAAAUCCAUGAAUGCCUUCAUGACACUCUCAAAGACGGUGCUGAAACAAGGCGAGGCCUUAAUGGUUAAUUGUACUGUAGAAGAAGCAGAGAUGGUUUACUUCGAAUGGGAUUUUCCUCGUAAAGAGACAAUUGAGCCACUGACAGACUUUCUAUCGGAGAUUAGAAUCCGCUCCUUCUUGAACAUCUCCAGUGUUACUCUGAAGGACUCUGGCCAGUACAUCUGCCGAGUGCAGGACCCUUUUUCCGGAAAGUCAGCCGUGGAUAAUCUCACUGUCACUGUUCUGGAACGGGGCUUUGUGGAUUUGGAACCCUCCAUCAACACCAAUGUUUCAGCGCUGCAGUAUCAGAGCGUUGCACUCACAGUGCAGAUCGAAGCGUUUCCCAAACCUCAGGUGCUCUGGACCAGAGACAACACCACCCUUACUGGGGAAACUGUAUCCAUUGACACCAGAGAGGUGCAUGAGACCAGUUACCUCAGUACUCUGACCUUGGUAAGGGUCCGGAUGGAACAGAGGGGGCCCUACACUGUCCAUGUGGCCAAUGAAGACGACGUCAAGGAGAUAACCUUUGAUCUUCAAGUCAAGUCUUCCCCGAAGAUAAUAGAUUUGUCUGACCAGCACAUAGACCAGGGCCACGGAGUGCUCUGUGUCACAGAGGGGGUCCCCACACCCACCGUCCACUGGUACAGCUGUGAAAGCAUUGGAAAAUGCAGUAAUAAGACCACAGCAUGGAAGUCUCUGUCGGCUGACCAAGAGAACGUCAGCAUCCAGAUGAACGUCAGCUACAUCGAGGCCUCAGGGGUCAACCAAGUCCGCAGCCUUUUGACCUUCCAGACCAUGGGGGGUAUUACAUCAGUACGCUGUGAAGCCCGCAGCGAGAGAGGGCGCAGGGCCUGGGACAUCAAACUGGUCUCGAACUCUCUGUUCUCCCAGGUGGCUGUCUUGGCUGCAGUGUUAGCCCUGGUGGUCAUUGCCGUCAUCUUCCUCAUCAUCCUCAUCGCCCUUUGGAGAAAGAAGCCCCGGUAUGAGAUCCGUUGGAAGGUGAUCGAGUCAGUGAGCUCAGAUGGCCAUAAGUACACCUACAUGGACCCCAUGCACCUGCCAUAUGACUGUGUAUGGGAGGUUCCCCGGGAUAGCCUGGUCCUGGGUCACACUCUGGGUUCUGGAGCAUUUGGGAGGGUCGUGGAGGCUACAGCCUAUGGCCUUGGUCACUCUCAGUCCACCACCAAAGUGGCUGUGAAGAUGCUCAAGUCCACAGCAAGGACAAGUGAGACUCAGGCUCUGAUAUCUGAGCUGAAGAUAAUGAGUCACCUUGGGCCCCAUCUAAACAUUGUCAACCUACUGGGGGCUUGUACGAAACGAGGUCCCAUUUACCUCAUAACUGAGUACUGUUGCUAUGGUGACCUGGUUGACUACCUUCACCGCAACAAGCAUACCUUCCUACAGUACUACGCAGACAAAAACCGCAGGGAUGCUGAUAUGUGCAGGAACAGCACAGAGAGUACAGUCCAAAUCCAAGGAAAAAGUGAGUGCGAUGGGGGUUACAUGGACAUGACCAAGGAAGAUUCUUUAAAUUAUGUCCCAAUGCAAGAGCUCAGUGACAACAUCAAGUAUGCAGACAUCGAGCCUUCAGUCAAUGAGACACCCUACCAUCAGGACAACAACUACCAAGGACAAGGCCAAGAGAGAGCAGACGUCGCGUUGUCUAUCAGUGACUCCCCAAUUCUGAGCUACACAGAUCUGGUGGGCUUUAGCUACCAAGUGGCUAAGGGCAUGGACUUCCUGGCAUCCAAGAAUUGUGUUCAUCGUGACCUGGCUGCCAGAAAUGUUCUCAUCUGCGAGGGAAAGCUGGUGAAGAUCUGUGAUUUUGGCCUGGCCCGUGAUGUCAUGAACGACUCCAACUACAUAGCCAAAGGCAAAACAUUCCUGCCACUGAAGUGGAUGGCUCCAGAGAGUAUCUUCCAGAACCUCUACACAACCUUGAGCGAUGUUUGGUCUUUUGGCAUUCUGCUUUCAGAGAUCUUUACUCUAGGAGGAACGCCCUAUCCUGACAUUCCCAUGAAUGAACAGUUCUACACUGCCUUGAAGAGAGGCUACAGGAUGCCUAAACCUGCUCAUGCUACAGACGAGAUCUAUGAUAUCAUGUGCAAGUGUUGGGAUGAGAAAUUCAAGAAGAGGCCACUCUUCUCCUCUCUGGUUAAUUUGACGGGAAACCUGCUGACUGAUGCUUACAAAAAGAAAUACACCCAGGUGAAUGAGAGCUUUCUGAAGAGCGACCACCAUGCUGCAAUCAGGUCCAAACCUACACCAGCAGGGAACCCGGCUGUGUCUUCAGAUGACCACUCCUCAGGGGAUCGAACGGGUCAGGAGACAGGGGAGAUAGAGGAGACUGGGAAGGAGGCUGGCCCCUCCCAGACUGACUACAUAAUCGCCAUCCCAGAUAUCCAUGUAGUCGAAGAGGCAGAAGCAGGUGGUGAGGUGCUGGACACCGCCACACAGAGUACAUCAAGUCCUCCAAGCACAACCGACCAGGCUGAUACAGCCUCCCUGGAUGGACCAGAAACACCCCUAGAAGAACCAGUACCCACAGAGGAAGCGGUGCUUGCUCCCACGCAAGAAGACAAGCUCCCCCAGUCUCCAUGUACCCCUGAAGUGGAGGAGAGUUUCCUGUAGUCCCUCAUUAGAGAGCUGAAGUUAGAGGUGUCUACUGUAUAGGACAAUGUUGUACAUGACAAUGUGUGUUGUUAGUUAAACACUAAUGUUGUAGGCCCUUUUAGGAAACAUUAUAUCGUUAUUAUUUUUGUAUAUUGGUAAUAUACUGUAUAUCUUUCAGGUACUUUUCCCCUUGUAAUGCUAUGAUUCACAAAAAAAGCAUCAGCAGUUUGACACAUGGCAAUGGUAAUAUUAUAUACAAAUGUAAUCAAAUUGAAGUUGUCAAACUGUAAAGAAAAGUAUAUUUGGCAUGGGAAUACAUUUAAUUUCAAUCAUUAAAAAAUUAUAAUUUAACGAGAAUGCAA
Molecule: messenger RNA, 4242 nt
Organism: Oncorhynchus masou masou (cherry salmon)
Lineage: Eukaryota; Metazoa; Chordata; Actinopteri; Salmoniformes; Salmonidae
Product: platelet-derived growth factor receptor beta-like
Exons: 24
Coding region: 632-3898 (1088 amino acids)
Biological process (GO): cell chemotaxis; positive regulation of kinase activity; positive regulation of smooth muscle cell migration
Cellular component (GO): signaling receptor complex; plasma membrane
Molecular function (GO): ATP binding; platelet-derived growth factor binding; platelet-derived growth factor beta-receptor activity
Source: RefSeq, a predicted model, not a curated record